Messenger RNA from Gossypium raimondii (Peruvian cotton), 262 nucleotides. RefSeq lists its product as uncharacterized. The transcript has a single exon. The record is from RefSeq and is a predicted model, not a curated record. Lineage: Eukaryota; Viridiplantae; Streptophyta; Magnoliopsida; Malvales; Malvaceae. Bases 53 to 247 code for a protein of 64 amino acids.
AGAGUCAAAGAGUGCUUGAAAUUGUCGGGAGGGAAGCGGAUGGGGGCCGGCGAUGCGCCCUGGUCGGAUGUGGAACGGCGAGAGCCGGUCCGCAGAUCGGCUCGGGGCGUGGACCGACGCGGGUCGUCGGCAACCUAGGCCCUUGGUCGUGCGGGAGCCUCGAGCACCAUCGACACCUUGUUGCUUGGAUGUGCGGGAGCCUCGAGCACCAUCGGCACCUUGGUGCAUGGAUGAGCGGGAGCCUUGAAUAAAUCAUUUAAUU